This is a messenger RNA of Ziziphus jujuba (common jujube), 3841 nucleotides long. Its product is annotated as probable LRR receptor-like serine/threonine-protein kinase At1g53430. The record is from RefSeq and is a predicted model, not a curated record. NCBI's taxonomy places the organism in Eukaryota, Viridiplantae, Streptophyta, Magnoliopsida, Rosales, Rhamnaceae. The transcript has 30 exons. Gene Ontology annotation, molecular function: ATP binding; protein kinase activity; protein binding. Gene Ontology annotation, biological process: protein phosphorylation. Bases 71 to 3445 code for a protein of 1124 amino acids.
AUAUAAUGAAGAAGAUGAAUGCCAAUUGCUAAGCUGAUUAUCACUCACUGGCGGCGACUAUUUUGUGAAGAUGAGUAGUGAACCUUCUGUCUGGCGUUUUGUUAAAUUUAUUUUUCUCCUCGACUACUUCCUCAUUUGGCUGCUUAGUUCCCAACUAAUCGAGUUACAGAUUGUCGCUGAAGGCCAAGAAGCACUCUUGCCUCCUAAGGAAGUGUCAGCUUUGAACGUGAUAGCGGACAAGUUGGAGUUAAAAUCAGUGCCAUAUUUCACGGCUCAAUUUUGCAACCAGAGUGCCUCUCUCUACGAUGUGGGCAUAUACUGUGACUGCUCCUACAAAAACGCCACCCGUUGUCACAUAGAUGGCAUUUCACUGGGCAAUAGAGGUUUAACUGGGACAAUACCUGAGGAAUUGGCCAAUCUUGCGCAUCUAACAACUCUCACUCUUGAUAACAAUGAACUUCAUGGUGAAAUACCUGCUGAGUUGGGAAAUUUGCAGUUUCUCUACGAAAUGGAUCUCUCAAAUAACCGAUUGUCCGGGAAAGUUCCAUCUACUCUUGGGAAUUUGAAUGUUCAAGUUUGGAAAAGAUCAGAAAAAAAGGGCACCAUUAUUGCUGCGGAACUCACUGCUGCGGAACACAUUUCUUCCCCCAUAAAGGUACCACCUGGCGGCAACAUCGUCAUAAAAGAUGUCUUUGGCUUGGACUGCGAUCUACGUGUUACUUUUGACUUGGAUCUCUCAAUGAACCAACUGGUUGGACCCAUACCAGAAUCCCUUGGAAACAUAAAAGUGGAUGAAAGCUUGGGCAAUUUAUCUCCUCACUGCUUGUCCUUUUCCAUUUCUUUAUCGCACAAUCGAUUGAGUGGGGAAAUACCAGCAAGUCUCGGGAAAUUGAAGUUCCUUGUAUCCCUCGAGUUGCAAAACAACUUGUUGACUGGGCCUAUACCACCAUCUUUGGGUAACAUUUCGUAUCUGCAAAAUCUGGAUUUGGGUGAGAAUAACCUCGAUGGUACUCUUCCAGAGACACUUGGAGAUUUGGAUUCACUAUCGUACCUCAUGUUGCAAUCCAAUUAUUUCACCGGUGAUUUGCCACAGAGUUAUGGCAAACUUGGACUCUAUUUAUUUUCAAUAUCUGGAAAUUUUUUGUCGGGUUCUUUCCCUAACUUCAUUACUAAUUGGACUUAUAUCAGCACUCUUUCGCUCUAUGGAAACAGUUUUUCUGGCAGUAUAUCUCCAGAAAUAUUUAACUUGUCCAAACUUCAAGAUCUGAUGAUAAGUGAUGUAUGGAACUCUUCUUUCCAAUUCCCAUCGAAUUCAAUGCUCUCCCGAAUAACUAAUCUGGUAAUGAGAAACUGCUCGAUCACGGAUGCAAUUCCUAGAUACCUUUUUAAUGUGUCAUCGUUAAAAUUUUUAGACCUGAGCUUCAACAGCUUAACUGGUGGAAUCCCAGAUUUUAAUAUAAGAGACCUGAGCUUCAACAGAAUAAAGUAUAUGUCUUUUGCAAAUAAUACGCUUGAUGGGACAAUCCCAGCUUGGAUUGGUACAGCUGAAGGGACUAAGAUAGAUCUUUCCAACAACAACUUUUCAAAGUUAGGCUUCAAAUUACAGGAGAAAAGUAAUUUGAACUUGUUUCAAUGCUGCAACGAAUCAAUUGCCCCAUCCAUGACUUCUUUCAAGCAAAUUAUAGAGAAAAGGUGUCCUGGAGAAAAACAUAUGAACCAUUCAUUGUUCAUAAAUUGUGGCGGUGAGGAAACAAAUAUUGGUGGGAAUCACUAUGAUAGUGAUAAUAAAACAUCACAGUUUUAUGUAAGCCAAAAAGGAAAUUGGGCUUAUAGCAAUUCUGGAGGCUUUUUAUCAACAUCUCGGACUCUGAAUUCCAGUGAAUAUAUUAAAAGAGUGAAAUGUGGAAUUUCAGUAGCUGACGCACCUCUUUAUGAAAAGGCUCGCCUCUCUCCUGCCUCUCUGAAGUACUAUGGAUUUUGUUUGCGUGAAGGCAGUUACAAUGUCACACUUCAUUUUGCUGAAAUUGUUUAUGCUGAAGAUGAAGACCAUAGCAGUUCAAUGAAACGGAUUUUCGAUGUCUAUAUUCAGGGUGAGAGGAAACAAACAGAUUUCAACAUCAAAGACAGGGCAAGAGGUCCAAAUAGAAACAUAGCAAUAACAAAUCUCACAGCAAAAGUUACUAAUGUUAGUAUAUUGGAAAUCCACUUGUACUGGACUGGAAAAGGUUCCCCCGCAGAUUCAACUCAUUUCAAUGGGCCACUCAUAUCGGCUAUCGCUGUAACUCCUGAGUUCCCAAUUGAAGAUGAUAAGGGACUAUCUCCUGCACAUAUUUCACUGAUUACAGUGGCCUCAAUGGCAUUUGCCGCGCUGCUUUUGUUGUCUUUGGCUUGGGCAAUGGGCUGCUUUGGAAAAGAAGAUCUUCAUGAAAUAAAUGUAGGCUUAGAGAAGCCCGUCACCCUCAAACAAUUAAAAGAUGCCACUCGAAAAUUCGGCAAAGAAAUGGAGAUUGGUCAUGGGAGUUUUGGGACAGUUUAUAGGGCUGAACUGCAGCCAAAAUAUAAUAUAGCCGUGAAGAGGUUUUUUACUAAUUCGACCGAAGGAAUCAACAAAUUGAAAAGUGAAUUUUAUAAUACCUUGCAGAAAUUGACACAUGAGAACCUGAUUCGACUGUUUGAUGUCUAUGUUGGAAAGGGCAUGUAUUUGCUCAUAUACGAAUAUAUGGAAAACAGAUCCCUUCAACAUGUCUUGUUUGGUGAUUCAAAUGGCAAGAUCACACUUGAGUGGAAAGAUAGAUAUAAAAUAUGCUUGGGAAUUGCGAAUGGUUUGAAGUACCUACAUGAUGAGCUUCCUAAGGGACCUAGAUUGAAGAUGGUUCAUAGGGGUAUUAAACCUUCUAAUAUCCUUCUUGAUGGUAAUCUAAACGCCAAAAUAUCAGAUUUUGGAAAUUCAGUCCUUUAUGCAGAAGAUUACCAAGAGAAUCAAUUUAAGCUCAUGAAAGAAGAAGCAUCACACGGGUAUAUGGCGCCUGAGUACCUAAUGUUUGGAGCCAUAUCAUGCAAAUAUGAUGUUUAUGGUUAUGGGGUGGUUAUACUGGAGAUUGUUUGUGGGAGGAGAAAUGCAGGACAAAAAUUAAACCAGGAGCAGCUUGACUUUCUUGUAGAGGAGGUUGUUCUUGCAGAAUCAGAAGGAAGGCUCCACGAGAUGGUGGAUAAAAAUUUGUCAUCGUAUGAUCAAACAGAAGCCAUGACAAUUUUAAAGUUGGCAGUGAAAUGCACCAAUAUAUCCGCCAGUUUCAGGCCCACAAUGUCUGAAGUUGUGAGUGUUUUGAAAGGUGAUAAAACCAUUGACGACAUUUGGAAGCCUGCCUCCACCCAGAUUCUUUGCCAAAACUGUUUCAAAUCUCUACAUGAAGAUGAUGGUGCUGGAGACCAACUGCAAGCUUAGCUUCUCUGGUGAUUAAUGUGCAAUGAAAGUGUCUGUUGCAUGUGUCGCUGUUAUAUAUUUCAUGUAAGGAAUUGUAAAAUUCACUACCACUACUGAUGAUGUGUGAAACUGCAGAGUGUCAAAAAAUAGAGAAUGUGUUUGUGAAAGUUUAAGAAGAUAUAUAGGAAGUGUGAGCAAAUUAAGCAAGAGAGCCCGGAGCUGAAGUAAUUAGAGACAGAAAGUGAAGUGAGGUCCAUUCAGCGCCCUUGCUUGUAUUCUAAAUGUAUGCUAGCAAGUAAAAUGUUGUUUAUUGUGCUAUUGUAAAAUUAUAUGAAUCAACUAGCUAACGAGUUGAAUUAGAAUCUGUCUCAUUGAAAUGUACAAUUACCCCAUAUGGCAUGCUUUCUUGAUCGCUUA